AUGAUUAUCAUCCUAGAGAGCCGGGUGGAAUAUUGCAUUACAAAGGAGGGAAAUCAUCAGCUCAUGGUUCUUCAGAUAGGUGAAAUCACCAUUGGUGUUAGAGUAUUUUCGAUUUCCUCCCCUUUCAAUUCCCCAAAUAUAGAUGAGACAAAAAAAUUGAAUGGGAACAGCUUAGCUAAAUUUCCUCGGAGAACUAGUGGUUCAUCUGGACUUCAUCUUCAGGCACAACAGUCUGAAGAUCAAUUACAGCAGCAGUCACAGCCUCAGCAGCCACCCCCGCAUAUGGUUCCCCGUACUUCAAAUGGUGAUCAAAACUCUGUGCAAACUGCUGCUAUGCAAAUUGCUUCUACCAAUGGUGUGACAAAUGUAAAUAAUUCUGUCAAUGCAGCAUCUGCAUCAACUACCACCAGCACCAUUGUUGGACUUCUCCACCAGAAUUCUGUGAAUUCUAGACAAAAUUCAAUGAACAAUGCAAGCAGCCCUUAUGGAGGUAGUUCUGUUCAAAUUCCAUCCCCAGGUUCCUCUGGUAAUGUGCCACAAGCGCAGCCGAAUGCAUCCCCUUUUCAAUCACCCACACCAUCCUCAUCUAACAACCCACAAACAUCUCAUCCUGCCUUAACAUCUGCAAAUCACAUGGGUACAGCAAAUUCACCAGCUAAUAUUUCCUUGCAACAACAGCAGACAUCCAUUCCUGCUGAAUCCGACACAACCGAUGCCCAGAGCUCAGUCCAGAAAAUCAUUCAUGAGAUGAUGAUGUCCUCCCAGAUGAAUGGCCCAGGUGGCAUGGCUGGCUCUGGUUCUCUUGGAAACGACAUGAAAAAUGUAAACGGGAUUCUUCCAGGUAGUAACAAUACGGGUCUCAACAGUAACAAUGGCAGUGCCCUGGUAGGUAAUGGGGCUAUGAACAGUAAUUCAGGUGUUGGGGUUGGUGGUUAUGGCACAAUGGGUCUUGGUCCAUCUUCAAUGACCAAUGGAAUGAGACCUGUAAUGGGACAUAAUUCCAUCAUGAAUGGAAGGGGAGGAAUGGCAUCUAUUGCUCGCGAUCAGGUUAUGAAUCAGGAUUUGUCAACCCAACUACUUAGUGGGUUAGGAGCAAGCCGUUGUAAUCUUGUGGAUGUUGCGAUUCUUGGGCGGCUGCUUGUGCAGCAUGAGAAAUGCUGCAAUUGCCCUUGGCCCCUGGAAAUGGCAGAACGCAAUGGGAAAGUUGAUAGCUUGGGGCUGCAAACUGCAUGUGGCUAUGUUCGUCAGCAGUGGACAAGCCCGGGCACCGUAGAUAAAGUUGACUAG
This is a messenger RNA of Sphenostylis stenocarpa, 1287 nucleotides long. The record is from the annotation of a GenBank genome assembly. NCBI's taxonomy places the organism in Eukaryota, Viridiplantae, Streptophyta, Magnoliopsida, Fabales, Fabaceae.